GUCUCAUCCCAGUCCCUGAUCAGGGGAAGAGGGCAGCAUGGCCUUGGGAAGAAUGGAUAAGCAUGGAGUGAAGACCCCCUUGUGGAGGAAGGAACUGGCGGAGCCGCCAGCCAGCGAGGCGGAGGCGGCCGCAGAGGAGGGGUCGGAGGAAGAGGAGGACGAGGAGGAGGAUGAGGAGGAGGCGGCGGCGAGGCCGCGGGAGCAGAGCAGGGCGGAGGGCGAGGCGCCGAGCCGGGAGGCGGAGGGCGGCGAAGGCCGCGAGCGGGGCUCGCUGUCCUACUGCCCGCUGCGCCAGGAGUCCAGCACCCAGCAGGUGGCGCUGCUGCGGCGCGCGGACAGCGGCCUCUGGGGCUGGCUCGGCCCGCUCGCGCGGCUCGGCGGCCUNGAGCCACCGUGCGUGCUGGAGACGCGGCGCCGGCCGCCGCGCGCCGGGGGCUGUGCGCGCUGCGAGAUUCUUUUCUGCAAGAAGUGCAGAAACCUGCACAGCCACCCGGCCUACGUGGAGCACUGCAUUCUGGAGCACGCGGAUCCGCGUAAGGCGCGGGCUUCGGGGGGCGCGGGGGCCGCCGAGUGCCCCUGAGCGCCCCAGCGGCCAGCCCUCGUGC
Molecule: messenger RNA, 605 nt
Organism: Ailuropoda melanoleuca (giant panda)
Lineage: Eukaryota; Metazoa; Chordata; Mammalia; Carnivora; Ursidae
Gene: PGBDF
Product: chromosome 13 C17orf50 homolog
Source: RefSeq, a predicted model, not a curated record